AUGAGACUCUUUGAGAACCAACACGUCUUUGAUUAUUCAUGGGAAUACAUUACAGCUGCUAAUUGGAAGAAGUAUCCGAAUGAGGUCAGUACACAUGUUAUCGCUGUUGAUGUGUUGAGAAGAGAGUUAGACUCAAGCGGUAAGAUUUUAACUAGCGAACGUUUGAUCACAUGUAAACAGUCGGUUCCUAAAUGGGUGAUGAUGCUUGUUGGUGGAUCCAAUGUGAGUUAUAUCCGUGAGGUGUCGGUUGUUAACCUCGAUAAGAAGAGUCUAACUCUUAGAAGUUGUAAUUUGACUGGCUCAAAUUUACUCAAGGUGUAUGAGACUGUGUCGUAUGUGCCUCAUCCAGAAGAUCCACAAAGGAGAACUCUUUUCAAACAAGAAGCACAGAUUACGGCAUACGCUACCUUCACUAAACUCUGCAACAAGAUCGAAGAGUGGUCUGUAAACAGAUUCCACGAAAAUGCCGAAAAGGGUAAGAAAGGGUUUGAUUCAGUUUUACAACUUCUUGAUGAAAGCUGGAAACAAACGGACAAAAUUAUGGACGACUUAGUCGAGAAGGUAGAUGAAACUGUCGUCGACAUCAAAAAGACCACAGAUAUUAUAAUGAAGGAGACCGAAAAGAAGUCGUCUCUGUUGGCUACAUACUACGGGUACUUUUCUGAAGCUUUCAAGACCCCUACCGAUCUUAACGAAUAG
This is a messenger RNA of Kluyveromyces marxianus DMKU3-1042, 699 nucleotides long. It is a transcript of the gene UPS2, whose product is annotated as PRELI/slowmo family protein. The coding region runs from base 1 to 699 and encodes 232 amino acids. Gene Ontology annotation, molecular function: phosphatidic acid transfer activity. NCBI's taxonomy places the organism in Eukaryota, Fungi, Ascomycota, Saccharomycetes, Saccharomycetales, Saccharomycetaceae. Gene Ontology annotation, cellular component: mitochondrial intermembrane space. The record is from RefSeq and is a predicted model, not a curated record. The transcript has a single exon. Gene Ontology annotation, biological process: phospholipid transport.